Sciurus carolinensis (gray squirrel) is the source of this 1978-nucleotide messenger RNA. RefSeq names its product hepatocyte nuclear factor 4 gamma (gene Hnf4g). The transcript has 11 exons. Lineage: Eukaryota; Metazoa; Chordata; Mammalia; Rodentia; Sciuridae. The coding region runs from base 360 to 1586 and encodes 408 amino acids. Gene Ontology annotation, biological process: cell differentiation; regulation of transcription by RNA polymerase II; anatomical structure development. The record is from RefSeq and is a predicted model, not a curated record. Gene Ontology annotation, molecular function: RNA polymerase II cis-regulatory region sequence-specific DNA binding; nuclear receptor activity; zinc ion binding.
CAAACAAAAAACAACAAAAUCCUUAAGCCUCCUCUCCCAGAGCCCCACCCCCACUUCCCACCUCCUGGCUUUCAGCAAACUUCCCAGGCUCGGAAAAGUGCAGCGCAGGACACCUCUGCUGCUGGGGUGGGUGGGGGGACCUGCUGCUGGGAGAUGCGGUGGCUGCAGCGCAGCUGACUGCGACGCGGGAGCUCCGGGAACUGCUCCGCGCAGGAACACCAGUGAAAGCAGCCAGUCUGAGAUAUUGACACUAUAGAAAAAACUGACAGCUUGCUCCUUGUAUUGAUUCUACUCUUCUCUACAAAUAUAGACUCCGUUCCCUACCACAGUCUUAUAAUUCUGCCCCAGAAACAACAAGUAUGAACGCCACAGACAACGGUGUCAACUGUCUAUGUGCAAUAUGUGGGGACAGAGCAACAGGAAAACACUAUGGGGCUUCGAGUUGUGACGGGUGUAAGGGAUUCUUUCGACGCAGCAUACGCAAGAGUCAUGUUUAUUCCUGCAGGUUCAGUCGCCAAUGUGUUGUUGACAAGGACAAAAGGAAUCAAUGUAGAUAUUGUCGAUUAAGAAAGUGUUUUCGAGCAGGAAUGAAAAAAGAAGCUGUGCAAAAUGAACGUGAUAGAAUCAGCACCAGAAGAAGCACAUUCGAUGGCAGUAAUAUCCCCUCCAUUAACACACUGUCACAAGCUGAAAUUCGGUCUCGCCAGAUCUCAGCUUCAAGUCCUGGGGCCAGUACUGACAUAAAUGUUAAGAAAAUUGCAAGUAUUGGUGAUGUCUGCGAAUCUAUGAAACAGCAGCUGUUGGUCUUGGUAGAAUGGGCUAAAUACAUCCCAGCCUUCUGUGAGUUACCACUGGAUGACCAGGUGGCCCUGUUGAGAGCUCACGCAGGGGAGCACUUACUGCUUGGAGCUACAAAGAGAUCCAUGAUGUAUAAAGAUAUUUUGCUUUUGGGAAACAACUACGUCAUUCACCGUAACAGCUGUGAAGUCGAGAUCAGCCGUGUGGCCAAUCGUGUUCUAGAUGAGCUUGUCCGACCUUUUCAAGAAAUCCAGAUUGAUGACAAUGAGUAUGCUUGCUUGAAAGCAAUUGUGUUUUUUGAUCCAGAUGCAAAAGGACUAAGUGACCCAGUAAAAAUUAAGAACAUGCGGUUCCAAGUGCAGAUCAGUCUGGAGGACUACAUCAAUGACAGGCAAUAUGACUCCCGGGGCAGGUUCGGAGAGCUGCUUCUGCUCCUGCCCACGCUGCAGAGCAUCACCUGGCAAAUGAUAGAGCAAAUACAGUUCGUGAAGCUUUUUGGCAUGGUUAAAAUUGACAACCUACUUCAGGAAAUGCUACUGGGUGGUGCUUCCAAUGAUGGCAGCCAUCUCCAUCAUCCAAUGCACCCCCAUUUGUCUCAAGAUCCAUUAACUGGACAAACUAUACUUUUAGGUCCUAUGUCAACAUUGGUUCAUACAGACCAGAUCUCAACUCCUGAAACACCACUCCCUUCCCCACCACAAGGCUCUGGACAAGAACAGUACAAAAUAGCUUCAAAUCAAGCUUCAGUCAUCUCACACCAGCCCCUCGCCAAACAAAAGCAAUUGUGAGAACGUGUUUACUUCUGAACGGCACUGCACAAGUGUGAAAGGCUUUUGGUCUUGAAAUAUCUCAGGAUAGUACUUUGGGCAAACUCUUAGCCAAGGCUUCUUCAUGGUGCUGUUAUAAAAUAUUUGGUUUUCUUGUUUAUAUGCUCCUUUUGUUUGUCUUUGCUGUGGUGAAAACUUUCACGUGCAACCAAUGUAUAUUUGAGUUUGAAGUUGUUUAUGUAGUUUCCAACUGCCCCUGCACUGUGCCUGAACCAGUGAAAUCUUAUGUACUACUUUCAUUUGUUUUCAUAUUAUUAAUUUAAAUCUGUAAAUAAUUGCUUUGCUGUGAUGUGAUGCAGAACUAAUUGUUCUUUUUGGCUAAGAGCAGAUGAGAAAUCCAAGGUUAAUAUGAA